This is a messenger RNA of Olea europaea var. sylvestris, 700 nucleotides long. Its product is annotated as monothiol glutaredoxin-S2-like. Bases 42 to 428 code for a protein of 128 amino acids. Gene Ontology annotation, molecular function: heme binding; electron transfer activity. Lineage: Eukaryota; Viridiplantae; Streptophyta; Magnoliopsida; Lamiales; Oleaceae. The record is from RefSeq and is a predicted model, not a curated record. The transcript has a single exon.
UCCCUCUACCCCACCCUCACUCCACCUCUAAGAUCCUUACCAUGCAACAAGCAAUCCCGUACAAAGAUUUGCUUCCCGCCGCCACCACAGCCGCUAACUCAGGUAUAACAAAAUUGGUGGCUGAGAAUCCAGUGGUGGUGUUUGCCCGAAGUGGGUGCUGUAUGUGCCAUGUUAUCAAACUUUUGUUACAAGGCCAUGGCGUCAAUCCCACCAUAUUUGACAUAAAUGAGCAGAAUGAAGCAGCCACAAUAGACGAAUUUUCGAAGAUUAUCGAUAAUCCAGAAGAGAUAGCCGACCGGCCACCACCACCGUUUCCGACAGUUUUUGUCGGCGGAAAUUUGCUUGGUGGACUUGAUGAAGUUAUGGCAGCUCAUAUUUCCGGUGAACUGGUGCCUCUGUUAAGAAAAGCUGGUGCCUUAUGGCUGUGAAUUUUGCAUUUUUCAUUUCUUUUACUUAUUUCAUUUUGUAUCCGGAGGAAAAAAUUAAAAAAAAUAAAAAUAAAUAAGAAGGUUAAACACGAUAAAAGUAUAGUAACACGUUAAUAAUAUGUUACUUUUUGGUUGGAUUUCAUAAUGUUACACUACUUGGCUUUAUUUGCGUGGCAGUUUUGAACCGUUAAUUUGUCACCUUUCUUGCCUUUGAAUAUUGACUUCUUAUCUCCAAAAAGAUAUAGGGGUAUUUUAAAAAAAAUUCAAUUUCA